Messenger RNA from Cydia pomonella (codling moth), 2991 nucleotides. Its product is annotated as calcium-binding protein E63-1-like. The transcript has 7 exons. NCBI's taxonomy places the organism in Eukaryota, Metazoa, Arthropoda, Insecta, Lepidoptera, Tortricidae. Bases 282 to 848 code for a protein of 188 amino acids. Gene Ontology annotation, molecular function: calcium ion binding; enzyme regulator activity. The record is from RefSeq and is a predicted model, not a curated record.
CGGUAAUUUGAGAUUGACAAUUUCGGAAACGGUCAUACAAACAAAACAGCGCGAGUGAAACCGGCGUCCUGCAACGUGUGAAUGUGUGAUCGAUGUUCAUUUGUGUUUCUUUGUAAAUUUUAAAUACCGUGGUGACCCACGUGCGCGCCUGAUUGAUUUGUUUACCAACUCUGGAAACGAAUAUUUAUUUUGAAGUGUGUGAUAAGAUAAGUUCUAGUUUAGCGCUAUCUUGUUAGUGUGAACUCGUUCAGUAAACAAGUGCUUCAGUGACAGUAUUCGGCAUGGCGACUACGUCAAGAAGUAGAAGAAAGCAAGAAGAUGAGAAGAAGAAUAAGAAAAGACAAUCGCCGGUCGACGAGCGGCCUGUGGUCCCGGCGCCGAGCGAAGCUAUGCUCAACAAUCUCCGCACAGCGUUCGGGCUACUGGACCGCGACAGCGACGGGCACGUGACGCCUGAGGAGCUGCAGUUCAUGCUGCGGAACCUCGGCAUCGAAGUCAGCGAUGACCUCAUUGGGGACCUCAUCAAGGACGCUAGUCGGACGGGUAACGGCCUAAUAGAUGAGAACGACUUUAUGCAGUGGGUGACAAAGAUUCAGGCGUUACAAGGGAUGGACGUUAGUAACAGUGGCGGUGAUACCGAAGAGGAAAUCACGAAGGACCUGCUCGCUGCUUUUAAAGUGUUCGACCGCGACAACAACGGCUACAUAACGCGAGACGAGCUACGGAGCGCGCUCGAGAUCAUCGGCGAGCCGGUCACGGACGCGCAACUCAACCAGGUGCUCGCGCUCGGAGACAUCGACCACGACGGCCGGAUCGACUACGAGGAAUUCGUGAAAAUGCUGUUGUAACUUCAUGGAAGGAAGACCUCACUAGAGAUUAUGGUAGAAUAUUAUAAAGACAGCGUCUACGCGAGCGGCGCUACUCGCUUCGUGCGUGUCGGGGCAGUUCCCAUUUGUUCUAAACAAGUAACAAUAGGUAACUGUAGUCCCAAUGGUAUAGUCAGCAACAAGAUAUAGCCAAGCGGAAUAAAAUAAGGUUUUUACCUUCAUUUUAUUGAGUAAAUAGUCUUACACAGAUGUUUACACAACUUGUUCACGUAUUUUGCUGCUAACUUUUAUUGCCAUAGGAUUUGGAUUAUUUAUCUCUUGUCACACUCUUGGCAGUUUAGAACUAAGUACUCGUAUCACUUACAUCUCGGAGACAUAUACGACAAAUGGGAUUUACCCUGACUUUAGAAGUUAUGUGAAGACAUAAAAGGUUGCUCGAAAAAUCUUCCAUAAAUAUACAAUGCCUACUUAUUAUUAUUAUAUACUUUAUAUAUAGAGCUAUAUUUAUCGAGGAUUUUGUUAAUCGUAAAAUCAAGGUACCUGCAAUAAAAAUAUUGAAAUGUGGUACCGCUAAACAAUUAUUACUUAUGAUAGAACAUUUUGUAAAGAAAAAUAGAAGUAUUACAAAGGUUCGGUAUCUAUUGAGAAAGUUGUAAAUAGAUUUUGUAAUAUUAAACAAAUGAAGUUAUUAACAAUAUAGGUUAGAAUAAUUAAGAUAAUGUUGAUAUAAUAUACAUAUAAUUAUGUACUUAUGGCGUAAUAUAUUUUGCAUUCGUAUUUAGAUUUGGGAGUCCGUACUUGCAAGCGUGGGUACGGAAUAAAUAUUUUAUGGUUGUGAAUGAUUUGUAAGCUCUAUUGGAUGGGUUUGUAAUUUGCUAAAAAAUCAGGAUACAAAAAACAACGAAUAUUUUAUUUUACAGAUACAAAAAAACAACAAAAUAAAAGCAAGUGUUCAAUACAUAUAUGAUACUGGUCUUAUUCGCAUUAGACCUACCUAUACCACUUAAUACCUCUAUCUGCUUACCCAGGUACUUCAGGUAAUCCAGGUCUAAAAAUACAUGAGCAAUAUAACUCAAAAACUCAUAGAAAAACUACCGCCCUACUUUCACCUAAACUUUAUAUAUGGUUAAUUCUGGACCCUUGAAAAAUCUUAUUAAGAAGUAAGUCAAAUCCGCAAUAUUACACAAAGUACAAUAAUCGUCCAUUUAAAUUAUUUUAGAUAGUGAUAUUGUUUACGAACGAAGUUUGCGAGUUUUAAUAUAAAUUGAAUAGCUAAAGACAAUACCUGCUGCUUGAUGUAAAAUACAGUCACAAAGGCAAAAUAUACAAUACUCAGCGAUAUAUUAUGUACUCAACAAUAUAGACGUAUAUUUUGAUUGAAGACAUUCAUAAUUCUAUUAUUUAGAUCUAGGCUGUUGCAAUUUCUAAAAGGUACGUACUACGUUACGUACCAUUCUAUCUACAUUUAUUAAGACCUUGAAUAUAGUUAUAACGUUUAGUAAAACCUUGUUAAAUAUUCUCUAGUCAGAUCGCUGUUUCAAUAGUAGAAAUAUUUUGUGAUUGAAUAUUAAUUACCUUUAUAAUACAUGUGAACAAUGAUAACCGAACGAAACUAAUAGACAAGCGAAGUCUUCGCUAGAUGACGCUGACCGUUGUUUAAUUGAUUCAAUUGUUUGUGAUGUAAAUAAUUAUCUAAGGGCCACUUGCACCAUUCCAAUAACCCGGGUUUAAUCGGUUAAACCUGGAGUUACCAUGGUUACCAAUACAAUUUGACACUGGGUUAACGGUUUAACCGGUUAACCCCGGGUUUGUGGGAUGGUGCAAGUGGCCCUUAGUGUCACUUGUUCAGUUUUCAACCAAAACUAUAAUUACGCAAAUCCUACUUUAACAUUUCACAAAGAGAAUAUAUUAUUAACAGGACAUGGGCUGAUUUAGAUGGCGCGCGAACUCGAACUUGAGGACUAUUGGUUACUUCUAAUUCAGCCGACCAAUCUAAUACCGCAAUGUAAUGAUAAUCGCAUGAGAGUUCUCGCACCGUCUAAAUGAGCCUUAACGGGACACCGCGAGUAAGUACGCCGAACACAUGUUAGAUUAAAGCCUUUCUGAAAGGCGUGUGAUGUGGAAUGAGUGAUCAAUAAAUUUUGAAUUUGUUAUUUUAUUUUUA